AAACUAUCUAAGAACUACAUUUUGUGGUGUUUCUUCACCCCUUCUCUAAGCUCUCUUGAUUCUUGCAACUCAUGGCUAUUUAUAGGUGAAUUUAGUCUAGAAAUGAGCCAACUAGGGGUGAAGUGAGAAAAGGUGACCAGAAAUCAAAGUUAAAUGAAAGUGAUGACGAGGAAAAUAGGUCAUCUGAGACUCUAGAUGCAGAUAAAUCACAAAAUCCAGUUCACGAUGAUGUUAUAUCUGAUAUGGAUUAUUUCAGAAGUCGAGUAAAGAAAGAGUGGUCAGAUUCAGAAGGUGAAGAUGGAGAAAAUGAGGAUAGUUAUGAGGAAGGAGAUAUCGAAAAUGGUAACAGUGAUUCUCGGAGGCAAACCAAAGAUGAAAUGGAUAUUGAAGAUGAAGAUGAAGAAGAUGUCCAACAAGAAAAUGACAAAGAUGGAGAUGGUGAAGAACCUGUUGACGAACUGAUUGAGACUGAAGGACCAUCAUCAACUGUGGAAGAUCCAAAAGAAGUUCUGGAGAGUGGCCGUCUAUUUGUCCGUAAUUUGCCAUAUACUACCACAGAAGAGGAACUUGAAGAGCACUUUGGAAAAUUUGGAAAUGUCUUGCAAGUCCAUAUUGUUGUGGAUAAAGAUACGAAACGGUCCAAGGGGAUUGCUUAUGUUCUAUAUGCGCUUCCAGAAUCUGCUUCUAGGGCACUAGAAGAACUGGAUAGUUCCAUUUUCCAAGGAAGAUUACUGCAUGUUAUGGUGGCAAAACAAAACAGUUCUUCUGAGAAACAAAAGACCAAUGUGUUGACUCAACAGUCUGCAAAAACCUUUAAGCAACAGAAGGUGGAGGAGAGGAAGACAUCUGAGGCUAGUGGAAAUACACGAUCAUGGAAUAGCUUGUUCAUGCGCCCUGAUACAGUUGUGGAAAAUAUUGCUCGAAAAUUUGGCGUAAGUAAGAGCGACCUUUUAGAUAAGGAAGCUGAUGACUUGGCUGUUCGUAUUGCUCUGGGAGAAACUCAAGUGAUUGCGGAGACAAAAAAGGCUUUGGCAAAUGCUGGGGUCAAUGUUGCUUCCUUGGAGGAUUUUGCUUCUGGAAAAACUGAUGGUAUAAAAAGAAGCAACCAUGUUAUUUUAGUGAAGAACUUGCCUUAUGGAUCAUCUGAAGGUGAACUAGCUAACAUGUUUGGGAAAUAUGGGAGCCUGGACAAAAUAAUUCUACCUCCGUCAAAAACCUUGGCUUUGGUUGUCUUCCUUGAAGCGGCUGAAGCACGUGCAGCUUUCAGGGGUUUAGCUUACAAGCGUUACAAAGAUGCUCCACUGUACUUGGAAUGGGCACCUGCAAACAUCCUUAGUCAAAAUGCAUCAUCUUCAGAUGGUUCAGAUGAUAAUGUUGUUGGUGAGCAUGAUGUAAAGAAAGUUUUGUUAGAGCAACAAAGAGGAAUUACGGAUGCUGACGUUGAUCCUGACAGGGUUGAGUCGAGAUCUUUGUACGUGAAAAACCUGAACUUCAAAACAUCUGAUGAGAGCUUGAAAAAGCAUUUCAUCGGACACCUGAAGGAAGGAAGAGUACAGAGUGUCCGGGUGAAGAAACAUGUAAAGAAUGGGAAAAAUGUUUCUAUGGGUUUUGGUUUUAUAGAGUUUGAUUCCAUGGAUACAGCAAUGAAUGUUUGCAGAGAUUUACAGGGAACUGUUUUAGAUGGGCACGCACUUAUUUUGCAACUUUGUCAUGCUAAGAAGGACGAACAAGUGCCUAAAAUAGGGGAGAAUGAUAGGAGUUCGACAAAAUUAAUAGUGAGAAAUGUAGCUUUUGAGGCGACGGAGAAAGAUCUUAAACAAUUAUUCAGUCCAUUUGGCCAGAUAAAGCAUUUGAGGUUGCCAAUGAGGUUCGGGAAGCACAGAGGUUUUGCCUUUGUGGAAUAUGUGACAAAGCAAGAGACAAAGAAUGCUCUUCAAGCUCUUUCUAACACCCAUCUGUAUGGUCGCCAUCUGGUUUUGGAGAGAGCAAAAGAAGGUGAGAGCUUAGAGGAACUGCGGGCUCGUACAGCUGCUCAGUACACUGAUGGGCAAAGUUCUACUAAAUUAUCCAAGAAAAGGAAGCACAUGGCUGUCUUGGAUGAAGGCAGUCUUAGGUUUGAGAGAAUUGCAGAUUAGCUGGGUGGUUUGACAUUGUUCUUUCUUUUGUAUAUUAUAGAAAAGAAAUGAUGAAGAUUAACUUCUUAUUCCUCCAUAAAAAAAAAAAGGAAAGAAAAGAUUAACUUCUUAGUCUUGCUUAGUUCUUUCUUGUGUAGUAUGGCUCCAUUUUUCCCAGUUGGCAGCCGUUAUCUGGCAUACGAUCUCUUCUAUAAGAAUGCCAUUGUAAGAUUAGAGGGGUGUUUUACAAGGGCUAGUAAAAUAAGUACUAAAGUUCUUUAUAGAUUUUGUAAUUUUUGCGCUAUGCUGGAUUGAUUUCCAACUUUUCUUGAAA
Molecule: messenger RNA, 2448 nt
Organism: Coffea arabica (coffee)
Lineage: Eukaryota; Viridiplantae; Streptophyta; Magnoliopsida; Gentianales; Rubiaceae
Source: RefSeq, a predicted model, not a curated record